Molecule: messenger RNA, 962 nt
Organism: Mycena citricolor
Lineage: Eukaryota; Fungi; Basidiomycota; Agaricomycetes; Agaricales; Mycenaceae
Source: the annotation of a GenBank genome assembly
CAUAAUCGGUACGCAGGCAUUGCUGCGGCGCCGGUCAAAAUCAGAAUGCGAUGUACACAGUCAGAGUUGACCCCAACCUUGGUACGUUUCUGGCUGUAUCUUGCCCUCAUCCACGAGAACUGACGCGAUGAUGUCGUCCGGGUCGCCGAUCCGACCUAGCGCAGGCACGUUCCGUUCGUCUGACCGUGACGGCUGCAUUAGUAGAGCGCGACACCGCCUGGGACGAGAAACGGACCGUGUAUAUGCAUCCAGCCGCUGCCCAUUUGGAGCGCCGCGUUGGUUUGAACGGUGCGGAACCCGGCUUCAGUGUUCGUCACACGGAGGAAUAUGAACAUGAGGACGAUAUCAUCGCGCGGGGAAACCGACUAAACACGUAACCAGCCGACGACCGUACUGGAAGUCGCAGAGGGAGGCGCAGAGGGGAGGAAGGUCAGCGCAAAUGCGGGUGCGGAGUUCGAGAGCGGGGUCGGGGGGUGUUGGAGGUGAUAGUGCAGGUCCGUGCGUGUGGGAUCAUUUAUGGUUUCCGAAUAGCAUCGUCUAGAGACUCGCAAACGGAGCAGCGGGUUGUGUGGAAGAGGAGACAACAGUGCGCGCGGGCUACUUUGCGGAAGUCUACUGGUAGCAGAGAUGAAUUUUCGUGCGGCGUGCAUCUUGCAAGAAAGCGGGAAUCACGACGAUGACAAGGCAUCAUCAUCCCCAAAACAACCCCAAGCACAUCUACGCCUGCCGUCCUCAUUUGGCAAUUUGUUACGAGUCUCAUCACGAGGAGAUAGUCGUCUUUCAUUCGACCUGAAUUCUAACCUUCUUGAUUGAUGCGAUGGUGGCACACCCUCACAUACAUGCGAAUGAGUGUGACAUGUCAUGGGCAGUCGGGAAAACAGCGCAUGUGCUAGUAAGCGACCGACGACAAGAAAGCAAGCCUCUAGAAAAACGAGUCUCUACGAUGCACAACAGGGGAAUAU